CCUCUCUCUUCCUCAUAUAUUCUUCCUCUCCUCCCUUCGCUUUCCUUAACCUCCUCAGCCGCUCCUAUUGCAAAGCUGCUCACUGCGCCGCAUCGCAUUGCCAUUUCCGGCCACGCGCGCCGUCCUCUCGCACACGCGCUGCGCACGCGCCUUCCACGAUGCCGCGCGCCACUGCGCCUCGUCCCAGACCCAAGGCCGGCACCACCUACUGGCAUGAGCAGCCCGCAGUGCCGCAGGCUCAGCGCGCAGCCUCUGCCAUGCCGCAGAGCACAGCUCUGAGCGCCAGCACCAGCACUGCGCAGGCUCAUGCCGACGCGUCGCACGGACCGGCAGCGAGCACGCCGCGCAGCUCAAGCGUGGCCACCGGCGCCGCGGCCAGCGCGGCAGCAGCACAGACGGCGCAGAUGGCGCAGAGCCACGGUGCGCCGAGCUCAAGUGCUGUCGCCACGCCGGGAGCGCAGCAAGCGCCGUUCUCCACUGCCGACGCCAAAGCCAUCUUUGGCGAGCCGCAAGCAAGCACGCUAGGUGCGACGCAGCCCCGCCGCUCGCCUGCCCAGGCAAUGCAGGCCCAGAGCAAGGCGAUUGCGACAGGUGCCUUGGGCGGGCCUUCCACGAGCGCACCGUAUGCUGGAGCUCCUCCGCCUGUGCCGCUGCAGGGCGACGGCGCUACUGAGGCAGACCGUUUCAUUGCUGGGCUCAUGUCUGGUGGAUACGGCGCUGCGACGGCUAGCACAACAAGCGCCACGCAGCUCCAACGCACUCCUGGACGCCAGCCAGCUACGACGCCAACUGGAGCACCACUCCUGCCCGAGCAGCAGCAACCUUUCGUCAUUCCUCCGCCGAGCCCAAUCGCGACGGACGACGAUGGCGACGCAGAGAUGGGAGAUGAGAAGGAUGCAGAGGGAGAGGAUGAUGAUGAACAGGAUGGAGAAGAGGAGGAAGGCAAUGAGGAAGAUGCUGAAGGAGAGGAUGACGAUGGAGAGGGCGAAGACGAGGAUGAGUCAAUGGACGACUCGACGCGCACCGACGCGGAGCGCUCGCAGGCCUCCACUCUGCGCCACGCAUCCGAGAGCGAGGCGAUGCAGCCGGCAGCAUCGGCGCCUGCGCCUCAGCUUUGCGCAGCGGCACCACCUGCACCAGCCGCUGCGUCUACGCAACCAGUAGCCUCAGUGCCGGCGCCUCGUCUCGGCACGGUAGCUUCUCGCUUGCAACCAAAGCAGCCAACAGCGAAGCCGCGACCAUCGAAGCGCGUCGCUGUAGCAUCUGCAGACAGCACUCCAGCGCCAGACGCCGCACCGGGCUCGGCAGUAGCGGCAGUGCCUAUCACGGCUCCCCGCAUCCCGGCUGCGCUGCCGGAGAGCGUCACGGACGUGCUCAACCUGCGUCGUCUGCUGCGUCUCGCCUGCCAGAUUCCGCGCGACGGCGAAGGCAGUCAAGGCCUCGACGACUUCCUGCGCACAGUCACGCAGCUAGAUGAUGAGGGCCUCCUCGACGACCUCAACGGACCGCAGAAGCGCGAGCCUGCAGGCGUGCACAAGCGCGCCAAGCUGGCGCUCUUCAAGCUCGUCGAGGUGGGCUUCCGCGUGGCCUUUGAUCACAGCGCGAGAAAGGAGGACGAGCUUGACUCAACGGAGAUGGCGGUCGAUCGCAUCCGUGAAGUCGGAGAGGAUGCGCUCAAGGCGCUGCAGGAGUUCCUCUGAUCGCGAGGCGCGUCGUGAAGCGCAAUCGACGUGCAGCGUGCGUCCGUCGCCUACAUGUCGCUCGCAAGCGCGAGCCGUGCUCGAGCGUCGAUGUCACCUGGCCAGGCUUGAGGCAAUCAUAUCAUAGCUGAG
Messenger RNA from Tilletiopsis washingtonensis, 1832 nucleotides. RefSeq lists its product as hypothetical. The record is from RefSeq and is a predicted model, not a curated record. Bases 159 to 1700 code for a protein of 513 amino acids. NCBI's taxonomy places the organism in Eukaryota, Fungi, Basidiomycota, Exobasidiomycetes, Entylomatales. The transcript has a single exon.